This is a messenger RNA of Sphenostylis stenocarpa, 171 nucleotides long. NCBI's taxonomy places the organism in Eukaryota, Viridiplantae, Streptophyta, Magnoliopsida, Fabales, Fabaceae. The record is from the annotation of a GenBank genome assembly.
AUGAAUGGAAGGAUUAUAGAAGUGAAGGAUGAAGGAAAGAGAAUAAUGCAGGGGAAGUCACGUCAUCUACGUGCCAUUGAAUUUGAAGGCCAUGUAUCGCUGAUAGAUAAAACCCUGAAGCCCCACGCACGUGCCAGGCUCAGAAAUGUUACUAGACUUUUAAAUGCCUAG